GGAGCCGGGCGGGCGGCCAUGGCGCGGGGCGCGGGGAGGUAGCCGGGCCGGGCGAGAGGAGCGCAGGGGCUGCCAUGGCCCGGCGGCGGCGCCGCGCCUGCAUCGCGCUGUUCCUAGUGCUGCUCUUCGCCUUCGGCACCCUCAUGGGCCUGCGCACGCUCAAGGCUCCGGACGGACUCCCGGCGCUGGGCCCAGGCCUGGAGCUGGCGCCCUUUGAGCGACGCCCGGAGGGGGCCCCCGCGCCCGCAGCCCGCGCUCCGGCCGCCCCAGCCGCGCCUCCCCCGCCGCCGCCGCCGCCCCGCACGGCCGACCCCGGCAGCUCUCCUGGGCCAGCCCCCGCGGAGGCCGAGCCCGCCCCCGGGCAGAGUCUGCGCGUCUACUCGGACCUGCACGCCUUCUACUACUCGUGGUACGGGAGCCCGCGGCGCGAGGGCCACUACAUUCACUGGGACCACGUCAUGGUGCCGCACUGGGACCCCAAGAUCUCGGCCAGCUACCCCCGCGGCCGCCACAGCCCCCCAGACGACUUGGGCUCCAGCUUCUACCCGGAGCUGGGGCCCUACAGCUCCCGGGACCCCGACGUGCUGCGGGAACAUAUGACCCAGCUCAAGGAGGCAGCCAUCGGAGUCCUGGUCCUGUCCUGGUACCCACCUGGCAUGGCUGAUGAUAAUGGGGAACCCUCAGAUGACCUGGUGCCUGCCAUUCUGGACACCGCCCAUCAGUUCAACAUCCAGGUGGCCUUCCAUAUCCAACCCUACAAGGGCCGAGAUGACAUCACUGUACAUGACAACAUCAAGUACAUCAUUGACACGUACGGCUCCCAUGGUGCAUUUUACCGCUAUAAGAACAGCAUGGGCAAGAGCCUCCCGCUCUUUUAUAUCUACGACUCAUACCUGACGUCCCCUGAGGCCUGGGCCCAUCUCCUGACACCAAAUGGGCCCCACUCAGUGCGCAGUACUCCCUACGAUGGGGUCUUCAUAGCACUGCUGGUGGAGGAGAGCCAUACUCAUGACAUCCUGGCUGCAGGGUUUGAUGGCAUGUAUACCUAUUUUGCCUCCAAUGGCUUUUCCUUUGGCUCCUCCCAUCAGAACUGGAAAGCUGUGAAGAACUUUUGUGAUGCCAACAACCUCAUGUUCAUUCCCAGUGUGGGACCUGGCUACAUAGACACCAGCAUCCGGCCCUGGAACAACCACAAUACUCGAAACAGGGUCAAUGGCAAGUACUAUGAGACGGCCCUGCAGGCGGCCCUGACAGUGAGACCUGAGAUUGUCUCCAUCACCUCCUUCAAUGAGUGGCAUGAGGGCACCCAGAUUGAGAAAGCCAUUCCCAAGAAGACACCAACUCGCCUGUAUUUGGACUACCUGCCUCAUCAGCCCAGCCUAUACCUGGAGCUGACCCGCCGCUGGGCAGAGCACUUCAUCAAAGAGAAAGAGCAGUGGCUGAUGUGAAGGGCCUG
Molecule: messenger RNA, 1456 nt
Organism: Otolemur garnettii (small-eared galago)
Lineage: Eukaryota; Metazoa; Chordata; Mammalia; Primates; Galagidae
Gene: MANEAL
Product: mannosidase endo-alpha like
Exons: 4
Coding region: 75-1448 (457 amino acids)
Cellular component (GO): Golgi apparatus
Molecular function (GO): alpha-mannosidase activity
Source: RefSeq, a predicted model, not a curated record